AUGCUGAUGAAGACCGCUCUUACUGCCCUCUUGGGCUUGGCCAUGGUCACCGACGCAGCCAUUGUUCCCAACACCGACUUCUCGACACUCGAGCAAAGGCAGAACCGUAACGGUAAAUUUGGUGGUGGAAACCGCAACCAGGGUGGAAAUGCGGGAAACAAUGCCAACAAGGGAGGCAAUAACCAACAACAAGCCAAUACCUGUCUGGCUCCGGGUGCCAUCCAGACGGGUUCUGCAUCGACGGGUCAGAGCGGUGCUGGGGCGGCAGAUGGCCAGGUCAACUCCAAGACCGACAAAGCCAACUUCAUCAACUUCUGUAAUGGCCAGACCUUGACGAACGGUCAACAAAUCAAGUCUGGCUCCUGCAACGGCAUUCCCAUGGGCAAAAUUCCUUCCACCGACCGGAUGAUUUCCGCCGUUAUCCUCAACCCCAAGAACAACGACAAUAUCCAGGCCAGCAAGACCUUCACUAUUCAGGUCAAGUUGAAUAACAUUGCGCUGGGUUCCUUUACCAAUGCUACCAGCACUUACUACUCAGCUCCUCAGGACGUCGAUGGCUCUGGUAGAGUUAUUGGUCACACCCACGUCACCGUUCAGAACACGGGCAACACAUUGAACCCCACAGAGCCGCUCGAUGCUCGACAGUUCGCCUUCUUCAAGGGUAUUAAUGAUGCCGGCAACGGAGCUGGUACUCUGUCGACCGACGUGACGGGAGGUCUCCCCGCGGGCAACUAUCGUAUCUGUACCAUGACCUCGGCGUCCAACCAUCAGCCUGUUCUUAUGCCUGUUGCGCAGAGAGGUGCCCAGGAUGACUGCCGGUACUUUACCGUUUCCAACAACGGCGGCGGCGGCGGCGGCGGCAACAACAACAACAACGGUGGCAACAACGCCAAUAAGAACAAUAACAACAACAACAACAACAACAACAACAAGAACACGGGUAACAACAAUACUGGCGGCCGGAACAGGAACUCAGGCAAAAACGUCGCCACCAGCCAAGCCAUCGCCGGCAUCUCUGCCCCCGCCGUCACCAACUCGGGCAACUCUCAGCGUCCCUUCGCCGUCAACGGAGCGACCUUUGUCAACAAGGCCGCCGCCGUCCAGCGCGCCUGCGCGAUCCAGAACAACGCUUGCGCGAAUGCCGUCAAUAGCGGCAAGGCGUCCGGUGUCACGCUUCAGCAGUGUAACGCUCAAGAAACUGCUUGCAGGGCUGCUGGUGGUGCUUAA
Molecule: messenger RNA, 1227 nt
Organism: Neurospora tetrasperma FGSC 2508
Lineage: Eukaryota; Fungi; Ascomycota; Sordariomycetes; Sordariales; Sordariaceae
Exons: 3
Coding region: 1-1227 (408 amino acids)
Source: RefSeq, a predicted model, not a curated record